Puccinia graminis f. sp. tritici CRL 75-36-700-3 is the source of this 693-nucleotide messenger RNA. RefSeq lists its product as uncharacterized. The record is from RefSeq and is a predicted model, not a curated record. Lineage: Eukaryota; Fungi; Basidiomycota; Pucciniomycetes; Pucciniales; Pucciniaceae. The transcript has a single exon. Bases 154 to 693 code for a protein of 179 amino acids.
ACUUCCAGCCAACAACAACGACCCAACAGAACCCUAUUGAUUCGAGCAAGUCAUUCUCGUGUGGCCCUAUCCCCGUGUCUAUCAACCCCCUCCAAGAUCCAUUCUUCGAUCUCUAAUUCGACCGCGUUAGGGGGGAGUGAAAAAGUCCUCAAAAUGCUUCAUUGUCGACCAAUACUCGUGAUUGAAACCCAGUCAAAUCAGGUCAAAGAGAUCAGCUCAACAAAGCCUGAGAAGAAAGCUUACAGCUUAUCCCCCUCUUGGUGUUCACCCAACAUCCAUAGUGCAGCUCACAAGUACAAUGUCUCCAGAAGUCAAAAUCAACAACCCAAUAACGAUGUUCUGUCGGUAUUCCUUAACAACAACGGAGGCUACUUGGACGACAGCGAUGAUGAAGACGACGAAGACGAAGACGAUGAUGAGGAGGAGGAGGAUGAGCCUAGAUUCAAUUCAAUCAGAGCCACAGUCGGCUUCCUCAGAAGAAUCCCAUCCUCAUUCCAAUCGUCCAUCCAACGUUCAAUUUCCAACUCGCCUUCUCUCUCUUCCGCGAGCUCCAUCCAUACCGAUAGCUCAGAUUCUUUCAUCGACUUUAACGACGCUCGGCUCAACUAUUGGGAACGUGUCCAGAAACCUGUCGUCGUCCAGUCAACUCCAUUUCGAACUGGAUUCUCUCCAUUCACGUUUUUCAAAAAAUAA